Messenger RNA from Vombatus ursinus (common wombat), 2629 nucleotides. RefSeq names its product transmembrane protein 33 (gene TMEM33). The record is from RefSeq and is a predicted model, not a curated record. The transcript has 7 exons. Gene Ontology annotation, biological process: membrane organization; endoplasmic reticulum tubular network organization. Gene Ontology annotation, cellular component: membrane; endoplasmic reticulum. The coding region runs from base 249 to 941 and encodes 230 amino acids. NCBI's taxonomy places the organism in Eukaryota, Metazoa, Chordata, Mammalia, Diprotodontia, Vombatidae.
GGUGGAUUUUUGAAUGAGGGAAGAAAGAAGUUGGCUAGUUAAACAAGGCUAACAUUUGUAACGGUGGAUACAAAAGUAUGGAAAGCCACAAAAGAAAGAAAGGAAGUUUGAUUUGUUUUUAGUUAAGCAGGAGAUGGCCAAGGAAAUGGAGAAUGACAGGUUGAAGCCUGGAGAGUGUCCAUCCUUUUUACAAAAUUUUAUAAGAAGAGGAUGAGAAACUUAGUGUUAAAGAGCUGAGAAAGCAAUUUAUGAUGACCAAUAAGCUGGACACAGCAAUGUGGCUUUCUCGAUUGUUCACAGUUUACUGUUCUGCUUUAUUUGUUCUUCCUCUUCUUGGGUUGCAUGAAGCCGCCAGCUUUUAUCAGCGUGCCUUGCUGGCCAAUGCUCUCACCAGUGCUCUGCGGCUACACCAAAGAUUACCACACUUCCAGUUAAGCAGGGCUUUCCUGGCCCAGGCUUUGUUGGAAGACAGCUGCCACUACCUUUUGUAUUCUCUCAUCUUUGUCAACUCUUACCCAGUUACAAUGAGUAUCUUUCCAGUCUUGUUAUUCUCCUUACUUCAUGCUGCUACAUAUACAAAAAAGGUUCUUGAUGCAAGGGGUUCAAAUAGUUUGCCUCUACUAAGAUCUAUUUUGGAAAAAUUAAAUGCUAAUCAACAGAACAUUCUGAAAUUUAUUGCAUGUAAUGAAAUUUUCUUGAUGCCUGCUACAGUUUUUAUGCUUCUCAGUGGUCAAGGAAGCUUACUCCAGCCUUUCAUAUACUACAGAUUUCUUACUCUGCGAUACUCCUCCCGGAGAAAUCCAUAUUGUCGGACCUUAUUUAAUGAACUGAGGAUUGUUGUUGAACACCUAAUAAUGAAACCUGCAUGUCCGUUGUUUGUGAGAAGACUGUGUCUCCAGAGCAUUGCUUUUAUAAGCAGAUUGGCACCAACAGUUGCAUAGUUUAACAUAAGUUAAAUUAUAUGUAACAUGAACAUUGUAAGCAGUUGGUACUUCUGCAAGUGAUUGUAAAUGCCAGGUAUUACACUGAUUUUGGUCCAGGUUGUGUAAUUUCUUUCUGUAAAAAUGUUUAAUUCUAUAGUGUAUUAAAUCAAGUCUUUUUGGUUUCUGAGAAAAACAUUAUUGUGCUCAUGGUGUAAGUAGGUUUGCAUCUUAUAAGCAAAAGUCUAUUAAGCUAAAGACAAAAUAGUUUAAAACAAUGAAACCAUGCCUAACACCACCAAUUAUAUAAAUUUCUUACCCCUCCUCACACACAAAGUUGCUAAAUUUCUUUCAUGCCAGCUCAUGUUAGCUGCCCUUUGCAUGUGGUGCAAGCUCCUGAUUUUAGUCCCACACUUAAUAUUUGUGGAUGUGUUGACAGUAUUCUUUCUUCCAUUUGAUAAUUUCAACAAAAUAAUUUUCAACAGAAGUAGUGGAACUGCAUAUAUUUUAAAACUUCAUCUAAACAAGCAAAUUGAUUCUAUGCUGUUUUAUGGAAUAGAUUUCUUUAGCCCACGAUUAUGAAGAGGAUUUUGUCAUACUUUAAUGGCUAGUCCUUCUUUGUCUUGUUAGUAACUUGGAUAAUUUUGACUACAAAAAGUUCAACCAAUACCUUUGUUAGAUGUGUGGUUGUAAAAUCAUUUCAGUUGCAUAACCAUUUUGGACAAAGGUCAAUAGGUAUGUAUUGUAAGGUGCAAUCUUCCAUUCACUCGAUCCUUUGACUAGAAUUUGUCAAAGAAUUUGAAUACGUUAGGAUUCUAAACUGAAACAGAAAAUCUUGUUCCCCCUUCUUAAUACGUGUGGUGACACUUCAGGUAUUCUCUUUCUAAGAUCUCAUAAUUUAGAUUCUAAACUGCCAAUUUUCUUGGUUUCUUAGGCUUGAAUUUACAUAAAAGAUUGCAGCUGUUGAGACACCACAUGAAAUAAAUGCCUUUAGCUGAAGAUUAAUUGUAAGCUCAAGUGAUUAUACUUGGUGACUUAUUCUGAUAAUAAUGAAGUUUAUGCCAUAUAGAUUUUAUGUUCAUCCAGCAAACCUGAUUAAAAAGUUACAUGAGAAAGUUUAUAUAUAAGGUAACUGAUGAAAAGAAUACAGUAUGUAUCCUUUCUCUGUAAUAGAUAAAUUUUGGAGAGUUGGAUACAGUGUAUAACUGUGACUUUAUUUGUAUGAAUUGUUAAAUCCUGUUCAUUGAGCCUCACUGAAUUCCUUUAUAAAGCUCAUUCUGAUUUUUAUUACUCUUGCAUGAUUGGAAAAUAUUUAAAGUAUUGCAAAACUUCAGUGGUUCAAAGUAAGGUAUAUUAGUUCUUUGUAACUAGUUUUUUUUAUGUGUGCAUGUAAUUUAGACUUUAUCAAAAUACAUUCAUUAGUAACUUGUCAGUAACCAUCAGUUGUCCAUGAUCUUUUUGCUCAGCCUGUAGGCACAAAGGCAAUGUUUUUCAAAUGGACUAGAAUAAUUCUAUUUGAUUGCUCUUAUUUUAUUUGAUUGAGCUCACUUUAAUCAACUAUUUAUGGAACAAUUAUCCACUAGGUUGGAAAAGCAACUGCAUAACAUACAGUUGAUCUCUUUUGUGGCUAUCCUUAUCAUCACUGUAUCUGUAAUCUGAUGGUUUUAUAACUAAAAUUUCUAUAGCAAUAAAGUGAAUGUAAAAUUAAA